CGGAUUUCGAUGGCUCUGCAGCUGAAGUAACUUUGGAGCACAUUCUGAGGAACAACUGGAAGCCUGUGUGGUUUACCGAGCUAUGCAUUUCCAGGACUGGUUACGGUCACUUCGCUCCAGCGCUGGACUCAAAAGUUCUGAAUCAGAGGACUUCUGGAGUCUUCUCCCGUCUCUGCCCCUGUCCUCCUUCUCCCUGUCCUCCCUGUCUCUGUCACCCUCCUCUCUGCUGGGUUUAGGAGCCCUCGCCUCUCUUACCGCCUACUGGCUGGUGACCCGUCCUCGACCCAUGCGUCCUCCCUGUGAUCUGCAGGCCCAGUCUGUAGCUGUGAAUGGAGAUCCCAGCUGCAGGCGAUCAGCUCUCCUUAAAGAUGACUCACUGCUGGAGUUUUACUACGACGACACCAGGACGGCCUAUGACAUGUUCCAGAGAGGCCUGAGGAUCGCAGGAAACGGCGCGUGUCUUGGCUUCAGAAAGCCAGGGCAGCCCUAUGAGUGGAUCCCCUACACUGAGGUGGCUGAGCGGGCACAGGUGCUGGGCUCUGGGCUGUUGGCCAAAGGCUGCCAGCCCAAUCCACAACAAUUUGUCGGGAUAUUUGCACAAAACAGACCAGAGUGGAUAAUCUCAGAGCUGGCCUGCUACACGUACUCCAUGGCGGUGGUGCCUCUGUAUGACACACUGGGACUGGAGGCCAUGGUCCACAUCCUCAACCUGGCGGAGAUUUCUCUGGUGAUCUGCGACCGGGAGGAGAAGGCAGCAGCUUUGUUGGAGAACAAGGAGAAAGGCGUGACUCCGACGCUGUCCUGCCUGGUUCUCUUUAACGAUUUCAGCGAUGCAUUUGUAGAGAGGGCGAAGAACUGCGAGGUGGAGGUUUUGAAACUGGAAGAGCUCAUGGACCUGGGAAGGCAGAACCUCAAAGAUCCUGUGCCGCCCCAGCCUCAGGAUCUGGCCGUGGUUUGCUUCACCAGUGGAACCACAGGGAAGCCCAAGGGAGCCAUGAUCACCCACGGCAACAUCGCCUCCAACACUUCCUCUGUCAUUAAGAUCCUGGAGGGUUCGUUUGUGAUCCGACAAGAGGAUGUGUCGAUUUCUUACCUGCCGCUUGCCCACAUGUUUGAGAGGAUGAUUCAGGUCUCGAUGUUCUGCCACGGGGCCAGAGUAGGGUUCUACCAGGGAGACAUUUCUCUUCUCAUGGACGACAUUAAAACGCUCAAACCAACCUUCUUUCCUGUUGUGCCUCGUUUACUCAAUCGCAUCUAUGACAAGAUCCUGGGAUCUGUGACCUCUCCGUUGCGACGGGCUUUGCUUCACUACGCUGUGAGGAGAAAGCAGGCGGAGCUCAGCAGCGGAGUUGUACGUAACAACAGUCUGUGGGACAAACUGGUGUUCAACAGGAUUCAGGCCAGUUUAGGAGGUAAUCUGCGGUUCGCCCUGACUGCUUCAGCACCCAUCUCCCCCACAGUGCUGUCCUUCCUUAGAGCCACUCUGGGCUGUCUGAUCUUUGAGGGUUACGGCCAGACAGAGUGCACAGCAGGCUGCACUUUCUCCAUGCCUGGAGACUGGAGUGCAGGUCAUGUAGGUGCUCCCCUGCCCUGUGCCAAGGUGAAGCUGGUAGACAUCCCCGAUAUGAACUACUACGCUAAGAACGGCGAUGGAGAGAUCUGCAUUAGUGGCCCCAGUGUGUUCAAAGGCUACCUGAAGGACCCAGAGAGGACGGCCGAAGCCUUGGACAGUGACGGCUGGCUGCACAGCGGGGACGUGGGCCAGUGGCUUCCAAAUGGGACGCUACGCAUCAUUGACAGGAAGAAGCACAUCUUCAAAUUGUCCCAGGGCGAGUACAUCGCUCCAGAGAAGAUAGAAAAUGUCUACAUGCGUUGUGUUCCCGUGCUACAGGUGUUUGUGCACGGAGAUAGUUUACAGUCUUAUCUCAUAGGCAUAGUCGUGCCUGACCCCGAGGUGUUUGUUGACUGGGCAAAAGAGCGAGGAUUCGUGGGAUCCUAUGAAGAGCUGUGCCAGAAUCCGGAUUUAAAGAGUGCAGUAUUAGAGGACAUGAGAGCUGUGGGGAAGGAGGCAGGUCUGAAGUCCUUUGAACAAGUGAAGGACCUUUACUUGCAUUCAGAGACGUUCAGCAUCGCCAACGGCCUCCUCACCCCCACAUUGAAAAGUAGACGUGCCGACAUCCGGAGAGUCUUUCAGGAACAAAUAUCAAACAUGUACAGCAAGACGGCCAUUUGAACGACAGUAAUUCACACACAACAGAUGGAAUUUAAAUCCUAUACGUCCAGCAGUGCCUUAUUUUAAAAUAUACAAUGUAUAUAUUUUGGAAUACUGGUAUUUUGCGUCAAAGAAGUUUGAAUUCACGUCCAGCUCUUGCACAUUUGUGUAAUGUAUUAACUCCACGUGAAAAAUAACAGAAUGGGACCAAACUUCUUUUUUAAAAAUUCCAAUCCCACUGUUACGUUUCACUAAAUUAGAGUUGUGAUUCACUGGGAGAUUUUACUGAUAAAUUAUUGUCUUGAUGUAGCGAUGAAAAUCACAAAGUUAUUAAGGAGCAACCUGCAGAGACAUUUAGUUAGGCAUUAAAUUCACACUGCUCUGUUCUCGUCCCAUGCAAGGAUUAUUAAAAGGGACAUUGUUACGAUGUUGCUCGUAGGACUUGCAUUAACUGUAGGUUUGUAUUUUUAUGGUUGGGCCCUUGUAUCACCAUGACAUAAGCUUCUUGGUAUCAUCUUUGAUCGUAGCUCGAUGCUCGCGUAUUUCUCUAAUUGGUUCUGAGAGAUUUCAUAAUCCAGUGUGAGCAUGUAAUCCUUCAGCAGACGUUAACUGUUACUAUUCAUAUUAAUGAGGAUCUCAAUCAGAAAUGAUUUGUACAAAUAAAAAGGGGGCUGAACUGUACAUACUGCUUAUAUUGAGAUUUUUUGACAGGACACUACUGACUAAUUGCAGUUAAAUAAAAUCGAAC
Messenger RNA from Epinephelus fuscoguttatus (brown-marbled grouper), 2960 nucleotides. RefSeq names its product acyl-CoA synthetase long chain family member 2 (gene acsl2). The transcript is spliced from 20 exons. NCBI's taxonomy places the organism in Eukaryota, Metazoa, Chordata, Actinopteri, Perciformes, Serranidae. The coding region runs from base 83 to 2233 and encodes 716 amino acids. Gene Ontology annotation, biological process: long-chain fatty acid metabolic process; very long-chain fatty acid metabolic process; long-chain fatty-acyl-CoA biosynthetic process. Gene Ontology annotation, molecular function: arachidonate-CoA ligase activity. The record is from RefSeq and is a predicted model, not a curated record. Gene Ontology annotation, cellular component: membrane; endoplasmic reticulum.